Chelonia mydas (Green sea turtle) is the source of this 3882-nucleotide messenger RNA. RefSeq lists its product as uncharacterized. The record is from RefSeq and is a predicted model, not a curated record. Gene Ontology annotation, cellular component: external side of plasma membrane. NCBI's taxonomy places the organism in Eukaryota, Metazoa, Chordata, Testudines, Cheloniidae. Gene Ontology annotation, biological process: positive regulation of T cell proliferation; immune response; cellular response to lipopolysaccharide. Bases 334 to 1254 code for a protein of 306 amino acids. The transcript has 7 exons.
UGGGAAAUCCAGUGCUUUCAUUUCAUACCCUGAGCUCAGGGAUAAACACGAAGCAGGAAAAUUCCCACUUCUACUCACCUGCCAGGCUAUGAAAAUAACCCCAUGGGCUGAAGCAUCUGCAGAAUAAACUGGAGUGGGAAAGCUUACAGUUUACAGCUGAAGUCCUUUUCUUGCAAGAUUGCCAGCUGCUGGAAGUGACUUUACUAGGGAACAAAGCAGUCAGGGAUCGAAAACUUAUUCUGGAUGCUUGUCAGCUUUCAGAAUAAUACCAAAACGCUGGACGUCUACAGCAUCUUUCACUUCAGGAUCUCAGACAUCUGAGACACACGCCUGAUGGGCUCCCUCCAGAAAACAGCUGCAUGCCUCCUGUUCCUGUCCAUUUUCUCAAGUGCCUCCCACGGCCAACUUGCAACCUUCAUCUGCAGUGAUGUCAAGACAGAAUAUAACAAAACGGCAACAAUUUCAUGCAUUAGCAGCAAGAAGAUUACAAAUGUGUUCGUUAAGCGCUGUGAAAAUUGUAAUAAACAGACCUCGUGCUUAGAAAGUGUUAUAAACACGUGGGCAGGAAAGAAUUCCAGUGAAGAGGGAAGAAUUCGGUUGGUGCUACAACACAACGUUUCUGAAGUGCACAUACAGGAAGUAAAAGCAACUGAUGAAGGAGGUUAUAAAUGGCAUCUUCAUUCUGAAGCUGGGGAACGCGAUGGGUGCACAACCCUUGAGAUUACAGCUCCAGAAACUGAGCCUAAUCUCACUAGGAACGGAACAAAGCUCACCUGCCUGUCACCUCUAGGGCAUCGACAAAGGGAGAUCCAUUGGUUCGAUGGCCACGGGACUAACCUGACGGGCAGUGCAAGCCUGGUAUCUGAGGAAGCAGAAGGUGGCUUAACCAGCCUUACCAGCACUCUCCAUGAGAAAUCCAACUUAACUGCCUCAGAGUAUUGCUGUACUGUGCUGUAUGAUGUGCACACCAAGAGAAACAAAACCAAGUGCCUUAGUGCCCACAAAGCAGUCGCUGAUUACCUUCAUUUUACUUCAACCACAGAUCCGGAAAGUCCGAAGACCAUGAAAGAGCAUGUUGCCACCAUUCUAGUGCUCCUCUUUCUGGUUCUCUGCUCUUUUGCAGCUGUUCUAUACUACAAGUACCGCCAGCGAGCAAUGGCCAGAGGGAAUUUUGCAGACGUAUUAAGGAACCUCCUUCCAGUUUUGAGACAAUAUGAAAGAGCACAAGAAAAUGUACUUAACCAAGAAGUCUGACGUGUGAAACAAGAUGGCUCCUGAUAGGAAACAAUGAUGAUCCAGCCUGCAUCAAUGCAACUGAAUUUAAGCAAAGCAGUAGAUACAGAAACUGAGACAUUCAGUACAUACACACUCAGCAAUCAAACAAUGUGAAGAAACAUUCUCCUCUCUGUUUCACUGGUCUGAUAAUUUGCGCAAAGUUCUUUCCCUCCCUGAAACACUGAUGCUUUAAGGCCAUAUUUUCCCCACUUUUGAUGGAAUCAAAGCUUUGUUUCCUACCUUAAUAGCCAGCCCUUUAGGAUGGGCUAAUACGGCAGCUAGAUGUAUGUAGCAUUGUAUCCCCCAAUUAACCUGCAGCCAUCAGGACAUAAGUGCAGUGCACGAUCACAAAGACUUUGUGGUGCAAGUGCCAAUCUAAUUUACCAACCAAAUGUUGUGUUGUGAAGGGGCUGCAGAACUGGGAACCAUCCCCCGAAUCAGAACCGACUUCAAUUACUUGCAAGAGUUGUAUGAUGAAUGGACACACUGAAGAGAAAAUGAAUGUAAAUGGGGCCCUAACUUCACAAGUAGAUUGCAGAAAUUAAUUGCACUGAUUUACUUUCUACAUAUGAUAAAAAAUAUGGAAAGAAAGUGGGAAAUCUUGUUUUGUUUAGAUAGUAGGGUGAUUAAACGACAUGCAGCUAAUUUACACUAGAACUGAGGAGCUAAAUUGUUGGUAUUGCAAUGAUGGGAAAUUUCUGUUGACUGAAUAGUGUAGCCUCAGCCAUAUACUGUCAGUAGUGCUGCUGGGGUCUUGGCACUUUUGAAAAUCAGGGCUUUUAAUCAGGUAAUUAAAACAUGGAUUUAGGACACUAACUUUAGGCAUCCAUUGAAAAAAAUCUUGGCCAUUGAUUUUAUCCAAAUGUCUUGCUAUGUUGAAAGACACAGAGAUACCUGCCUUCCUCCCUCCGGCUGAAACCAAUGGCAGAUUCCCAUAGGGCCAGAUUUUAGUAAUUUUUUCCAAACACUCUUUGGGGAAAGGCCAGGCCUUUUGAAACCCCUGUUUAAAUAAACUUAAUUGACAGUUGCACCAGUGGUUGCUGGGAAUUGUAGUACCCACCAGGCUUAAACAACUCCUCCUCAAGCAGACAUAGAGCUGCCUAAGAUGCCAGGGAACCUUGUCCUAGAUAACUAGUGUGUGUUUGGGAGACUCUGUUUUGUCUUCCUCGGAAAUGUUCACUAUUUGUUGCUAUUCGAGGUAAAACACUAUCCUUGAUGGGCCACUGGGCUGAGCCUAUAUUUCUGUGACACUCCAGUUACCUACCAGCAACACAAAGGCCUGUACAUGGUUAUGUCAGAACCUGGAGGUGGGAAGAUUUGUGAGACUAUUCAUCCUCCUGUCAAUGGGUGCCUCCAUCGCUGCCCAGCUUACCGUACCUCCAGGCCAGUUUGUGUCGACUCACAGUCACAAACACAUGCCCGGCCCUUACCCUUUCACCAGGGGUGUAUUUAUUCUUUCCUUACACGCUGUGAGGAUUUCAGUGCAGGGUUAUAGCAAGAGGAGGCUUCCAUGCCACCUUCACUCCUCAGCCCAGGCUCACCCUUUCAGCUCCCCGUGCUUCCUGUUCCUCCCAUUUACAGCCUCCCAGUUACCUCGUUAGGCCAGUGAAUAGCACCCAGGGGCUCAUAAUCCCCCAAUAGAAAGUGUCUAAUUGGCUUCAAUUAAUCCUGCGCUCUUGCCAGUGCUGCAGCAAACUCAGUGACCAGGGUGCUAUUAAUAGCACCCUGUCACACCUCCUCUGGUUGAGUUUUAAACCAGUAAUUAGGCCCAGGACCUAGCUUCUUCAGGGCAGGAAGCUGCAGAUACAAAAUUCCAUCCAAACAGCCAGCCAUCCCAUGACCAGGUAUCCACUGGUUUUGUCUCAGGAAUCUGUUAGUCAAAGAGGUAGAUCUUCUUGUCAUUGCUAUGCUGAUUCAGUCUUUCUGUUAAUUAAGGCCAAAGGCAUAUCUGCAAUUAUAGUGUAUUUUACGUACAUAAUGACAGGUUUCAGAGUAGCAGCCGUGUUAGUCCAUAUUCGCAAAAAGAAAAGGAGUACUUGUGGCUCAAAUAAAUUGGUUAGUCUCUAAGGUGCCACAAGUACUCCUUUUCUUUUUACGUACAUAGCAAGUCAUGCGUAUAGAGCCAAAGGUAAUGCAAAGCAAAGUCUGACACUGUCCUUUCAGAUUCUGGAGCAUCAAACCCAUAAUGGCAAUUCCAGUCGGCUCUUUUUGAAUCUUUCAGUUGGUCUGUGUUGGUUUCUAGCGCUGGGCCAGACAUCAGUAGCCCAAUAAUGAAACUAUUGCUCCGUGCCAAUAAUACGAGUAUCGUUCUGUGCCAAAACUUUUUUUGCCAGCAGAAUCAGUAGAAACCAGAUACAAAUUUUCAAAUGGAAUUUCCAUUAGUGACAUUUUAAAAAUGUGAACCAAACUUAUUCUUUUUCCACUCAAGUUGCCACAGGAGCUUGUGUUCCAGAAUUAGCUCUAGCAUUGUCUCUGGCUGUGGAUAGCAUUUUCUUUCUUGACAUUUUUUUACUUCAUGGCAACACUAAUUACUUGUGGUUUAUUUCUGUAAGAAAUCAUUUUGAAUUAAUUUUGCAGUAUCAGUGAUAAGAAUAUUAUAUAUUUUUU